Ornithodoros turicata is the source of this 919-nucleotide messenger RNA. RefSeq lists its product as uncharacterized. The transcript is spliced from 3 exons. NCBI's taxonomy places the organism in Eukaryota, Metazoa, Arthropoda, Arachnida, Ixodida, Argasidae. The record is from RefSeq and is a predicted model, not a curated record. The coding region runs from base 2 to 703 and encodes 233 amino acids.
AAUGCGGUUUCCGCUAGAAGGGAUCAGAACUGCAUCAGGAAGGAAGGGUUUCAUGGAUUCUAUACGAGUGGUCAUCGCGGCGCUGCUGCUUACAGGAGUAGCUGCCGGCAGUACCGAAGACUCCAACUUGUUUCUGGACAUCAUUCUGGAGGCUUUCCUUCCUGACCUUGUGAGAAACGCCUCGCAAGAUCCUCUCCCGCUUGCCGAUAUUCGUUUUGACGUUGUUGACUAUUACGUCCCCACCGACAGAACCACAGUUGAAUUCUCUGGUGGACGACUGAUCGGGUUGGCCUCCAAGGUUCGCCGACAUGGACAGUGCACACGUCCAAGGCUGCUAGCUGAGAGAGUCACUCUGGAGUGCGAGCUGACAUUAGACGGUGUCAGCGUCAGCUACAACGGGUCUUACAGAGCUCCCGGAAAGGACGGGAAGAUGCAGACUAUUUCUGUGGAGUUGAUUGUGCUGAACACUUACGCCGUCGUACGAGUCACCAGCAAAGAAGAUGGAACACCAGUGCUGAAUAACUUCAGUAUUCCAAAGAUGAACCUGAAGCUCAAAGAUACAGGGUUCGACUUCGCCCAGUCAGACAACGUGAGGCAGACACUGAGACGAAGCGUACAAAGCAAGCUCUCUUCCGUACUGUUUCGAAAAUUCCGGAAGACCCUGGAGGAAGCAUUACAAAGUGUGCUCAUGCCUAUUGCUUGAAAGGGAUCCUGAAAGGGUGUUGUAUUUCAAUAAAAUCGAGCACCCAUGUCUUGAUGGAGGGAUGGGCAACCCCAAUGUCCCCCCUAAAAUGAAAUUUUAGUACCUUCUCCUGAUGUCCACGCGCAUUAAUGACACCAUUUGCUAUGAUGCCGCUUGACGAUCAAAUGUUCAGACGUUGCGGCAACGUUUCAUGCACAAAUAUAAUGUUACAGCGAA